AACUCAUCCUAAACGUAAACAAGUCCACGUAUCAAACUCUAGGUUUGGAAGGUUCCGUCUCUCAUUUCCACUCGCUCGCCGCGGACAGAUACAACGAUGCCGAAACAUCGGCACGUCCCUACUCUCCAGACGCUGAGCCUUAGAGGCACCGGCGCUCUUGUCGUAUCGCUCUCGCCCCCGAUCGUCGCCAAACUCCAGGGCUACCACGACCCCCAAAAGAUAGUCACGGGUUUGUACAGAUGCCUUGAUUGCCUGAACGAGCUUCUCGCCACGCACGUGCCGUACUAUUUGUAUGACAACAUGGCGACGGAAGUGCUGUACGCCGUCAAGGGCCUAAUCGAAAAAACCAAAAAAACCUACUACCCACACACCAACAUGUCCGCCUUUUUGACGGAGAUGAACGUCGUGGUGAGCUUGACAGAAGUGGUCCUGAGCCCCCUCCUUAAGCAGAUAGAUUUCACCGAAUGGCCCAAAAUCAUGCGUUACGUCCUGUACAAGAACCUUGCGAAGAUGACGGGGUUGGAGGUACUAAAUUUGGGCUCGUGCACCGGAGGGUGGCGGACCAGCGACUACGACAAGUACAUCGUGGAAGGCAUCUCGAGGAUGAAGCACCUGAGGUCGCUUUGCCUUUGUUUCGAUUGCACGGAUCAGGUGAUCCAGGUGAUCGGAGACAAUUGCCCUCUGAUGCAGUGCCUCGAUGUGACGUCGUCACGGUCCGUCACCGAUCGCAGUAUCCCCUCCUUUUUGAAAUGCACGCAGUUGAAGGAGUUGCAGCUGCACCGCACCUCGGUCACUCCCGUCGGGCUGGCGCAGAUCCUCCGCGGAUUGGCCAAGCUGCAGGAUAUAGGGCGGUGCGACGAUGUCGGGGGCGUGGUUAAAGCCCUGCAUCAGAGUGGGGGGAGCGGGCCGUUCUUCCUCCGGCGAAUCCACGCCAGAGGGUUGUCUCAGGAAAAUCUACGCCUACUAGUCGAUCUGUUUCCAAAAGUGGAGUUUAUUAAUUUAUUUAACGACGAACAAGUGACGGAUUUGACCAUCCUCACGUCGCUAGAUUGCUUGAAAGAGUUGAAACUGUUGUCGUGUGCGUUCUACGGGGAUUAUUUGAAGCAGUUGCUGGAGGUGCGGGGGAGUAAUAUCACGAGCCUUCACCUGGAGCACGCGGAGGAGAUCGAUCUCAACGUGUUGGUGGAUGUUAGCCAGUUUUGCCCGAGACUGAAGAGUCUCGUUUUAUACAACUGUGAUUUUAUGGACGGGAUGUCCAUUAACUACGGCAGCAAGUUGAAAGUGCAGCCUUUCCAGAGCUUGGAGAAGUUGUUCUGGAUGGUGGAUUGUGCGAGGAGUCAUUUGGAGUUCAUUCUUUCGCAUGCCGUGAAUAUCAGGAAUAUUCAUUUGGGGUCGUCGACGGGGAUCACGCAUUCGUCCAUCACGAACAUACUGACGGUCAAUCCGAUGAAGCACUUGGAGGAGCUGAGGAUUCUUUACAGUAGCGACAUGAGCAUGAGAACUGUAGAGUUGUUGUUAGCCAGUUGUACCAACCUUCGAGUUUUGUCUGAACUGGAAAGUUGGCAAGGCAUCAGCAUGGAGGAGUUGAAAAUCUUUAAAGAACAUAUUUUUUCAAACAAUUUUGAUUUGGAUAUACGACCCACCCUCUCGUACUAUUAAAGAAAACCCCCCGUGCACAAAUCCUAAGUGUUGUGAUCAAAAUAAUUGUAUUUAUACUCGUAUUAUAAAUAUAUUUUAUUUAAUAUGUA
Zophobas morio is the source of this 1748-nucleotide messenger RNA. Its product is annotated as ribonuclease P protein subunit p40-like. NCBI's taxonomy places the organism in Eukaryota, Metazoa, Arthropoda, Insecta, Coleoptera, Tenebrionidae. The transcript has 2 exons. Gene Ontology annotation, cellular component: multimeric ribonuclease P complex; ribonuclease MRP complex. The coding region runs from base 97 to 1659 and encodes 520 amino acids. Gene Ontology annotation, biological process: endonucleolytic cleavage in ITS1 to separate SSU-rRNA from 5.8S rRNA and LSU-rRNA from tricistronic rRNA transcript (SSU-rRNA, 5.8S rRNA, LSU-rRNA); tRNA 5'-leader removal; tRNA 3'-end processing. The record is from RefSeq and is a predicted model, not a curated record. Gene Ontology annotation, molecular function: ribonuclease MRP activity; ribonuclease P activity.